This is a messenger RNA of Aspergillus pseudoviridinutans, 543 nucleotides long. RefSeq lists its product as uncharacterized. The record is from RefSeq and is a predicted model, not a curated record. NCBI's taxonomy places the organism in Eukaryota, Fungi, Ascomycota, Eurotiomycetes, Eurotiales, Aspergillaceae. The transcript has 2 exons. Bases 1 to 543 code for a protein of 180 amino acids.
AUGGCUUCACGAGUAAUCUUCGACCCCCUCAUCGCCCUCCGCUUAGCUCCCCUCGUGAGCUCAACCUGCAGCCUCUGGUUUGCCUGGGACCAAAACAUCUUCCUCCGAAACUUCGUCCACCCCGCCAACCGAACCGCCAGUGAUCGCUCCCUACCCACCUACUUCCGAACCUUUUUUCGCAGCGGCGUGACCUGGAUCCUCGUCCUCCUCGGCCUCUCGCUAUCAACAGCUGGCAUCAACAUCGUCACGGACCGAGCCUCGCUCGCUCAGAGUCAGUCCCUGCGUUGGUACGCCGCCGGCGCCGCCUUCACAGCCGGCCAUGCCUUGUACGCGCCCGUGGUCGCUCCCAUCGUGCGCGCCAUCUCCGAGGACCGUUCCAAGGGCCAUUCCACACGCGAUCUGGAGCGCUGGCUGUGGUGGAACUUGCUUCGGAUGGUGACGGUGGAUUUGGCGGCUUGGAGACCUUUUGCACCUGGAAGUUGGAAAGCUGCAGAGUCAAUCGGAAUUGGCAUGAUUGCCUACCGCCGACCCGCCCCUAAGUAA